GGAUGAAACUGCCUGGCUGAGUCAGACUGUCUUCUCCAGUUCUCCUCCAUGGAACCUCCCCCUCUUCCAUUGUACCGAGCUCGUAUUCCUGAGGAAGGAGGACAAUAUGACGAGGCGGGAUCGUUGAGCUCUGGUUUGCUCCAGGUAACGAAAGUAAACACUUCCGAAGUAGACGUUACCAUGUCCGACCAAGCUGUACAAUGGCUAUGCAGGCAGCUCGAGGAAGAAAGGGCGGAGAAGCAGCGUCUUUUAGAUCAGCUUCAUCGUGAAAGGCUAGAAUGUAGAAGAUAUCAGGAACAGCUCGCCAAAGUUUCAGCGGAGAGGGACAUGGCAAUGAGAAUUUGUGGCGUCAUUUCCCGUGGAAGAUCGGCAUCUCCUAUUGACCGACCGGCGUCGCCCAUGUUAUCCCCGUCUCGCUCCACUUUUUCCACUUUACCCAGAGCUUACACGGCAACUUCAACCUCUCUAGAGCAGCAUACCCCACCUGCAUGGAAAAGGGAGAUGCACCAUGGAGAACCCGAUUCUCAUUACCCAGGACAGUCUCCAUACAGCUAUAAGCCGACCAAUCUGAAGUCGCAAUACACCAACCAUCUUCCACGAGUCAACGAAGGCGGGAGUGUCAUGAUGGGAGACGCUCGUACAGCUCAAGUUCCUGGACCGAACCGUUUCAACUUCAGCGAGGAGAGAAGCAUGAGCUCGGAGUAUCAGUCUCCGUUUCCAGCCAGGCUGACAGCUUCAUCUGCUUACAUCGAUCGUGGGACGAGGAUGCCUUGUAGGUGGGGGAAGGAGUCAAGGGGCUACGAUCAGAAGAUGGAAGCAUCGAAAUUGGUUCGAUCUUUCAGUACCAGCGUCUAUGACCAGGUAUCCACCAAGGCCGAAAUGGCACGUCCUGGAUCGCAAAAUCUAGCUCAGAAGUUGACUUCGUGCUUCUCGCCUGGAUCCGUUUCAGGCGAAAGCAUUGACAUGAUGAGUUCUGCAGGCGUAACCAUGGAUGUUGGAAGCUGGGUGAAUGAGCAUGAGGAAUCAGCUGCUGGAGAAGACUAUAAGGAUAAGGCAUCAAGCGCAAAUACUGAACUGCUGCGUUCCGAGCCUUCAACCAGAAGGUCAUCGACCUCUGGGAAAGUCACAGAAAAGGGCUCAGUUCGUCCAUCCGGCAUUGAAGAGUGCAAAGGAGUGUCAGGUGUAAACGAGACCCAGAAAGGUCCAGCUCCGAAGCAGCCAGCACCAACUUUUCGAAGUCUCAGCAGAGUGGUCGUUGCUGAGCUGUCAGUGUACAAGAAUGUGCCUCCUGAAGACAUUGUGAAGCUGUGGUCAGCCGUGCUCACGCUUAUUGGGUUCCGGGAUGCCUCAUAUGACUCAAACAUGAAGACAAAGGCUGUGUGGAGGGAGAUCCAGAAGCGGCUCAUCACCGCAUCCACGAACCAGCAGCACAGGAUAUCAAGCAUCUACUGCUGUUUGAAGGAGGUAGAGAAGAGGAUUCAAGGUCAGCCGCCAGAUGCUACCACCGUGAAAGUCGUCAGAGGAACUCUUCCUAAAGUUGACAGAGUCACGUCUUGCAGCAAACCAGCCGAAGCUUUGCAUGUGUGGGUCAUAUCUGCCCUUGACCAGUUCACAAAGGAGAAACGCUCGACUGGAGUCACAGGUGGAGGGUUGUGACUGACAUGUGGGGUUUGAUUGGCAUGGGGGGAGGGAGAGAAUACCUUUCCACUCGAUGGAAACAACUCUGAAUAAAGCAGCAAAAGCGCUGUGUGUAGAGGAGUUCAGAUUGGUGACACAAUGCUUUUAGGCGACUGAACAAAUGCUGUAGUUUCUUAGUGGCGGCAAGCUUCACUAGCCAGUUUCAACCUCAAUGUUAAUUGAA
This is a messenger RNA of Closterium sp. NIES-67, 1861 nucleotides long. Lineage: Eukaryota; Viridiplantae; Streptophyta; Zygnematophyceae; Desmidiales; Closteriaceae. The record is from the annotation of a GenBank genome assembly.